AUGCUACGCUCAAAUGCUUUCAAGUCUUCCAAAAGACUAUUGGCUACUGUUUCAGAAUCCAAAAUCCCAUUAGGUGGUAAUAAAUCAUGGGCCAAACCAACUCAACAAUCUGAAAGUUUAAACAUUCAUGAUCCAUCAAUUAGAAAGACUGUUUUGAAUGGUGUUUCAAGUCACGGUCCAGCUUCUUUAAAAUCAUCAAGAGGUAAAGCUAAAUACAUUUCACCACUAGGUAUAAAUGAAGCUUUCAACGCUGCUUAUGAUGUCUUGAAGGCUAAAGCUGAGGAAACUUAUAAAGAAAUUGAAGAAAUAGAUCAACAAAUUGCCCAAAACCCUGAAUCUAAAGAAUUAAAAGAUUUAAAAAAUAAAAAAUUAGUACAAGCUGAAAUCAAUAAUCCAGAAGUUCAAUAUAAUUUUCAAUAUAGUGAUAGAGUGGAAAAUAACCCAAAACUAAUUGAUUAUAAUCAACCAGUUUAUAGAGAAUUGAAAAAAAAACAUUGGGAAGAAUAUGGUCAAAUGUUAACAAUGCAAAGAUUAGAACAAUUAGGAUGUAUUCCAGAUACUCUACCAACUUUGGAUCCAAAAGCUGAAGUCUCAGUCAAAUUUUUAAAUCAUACUUCAAUUAAUAGAUGGAUUGAACCAGGUACUUUAUUAUCAUCAAAUGCAACAACUUAUCCACCAUCAAUUAAAAUCCAAGAAUUUGAAAAUGUUGAUCCUUCAAAACAAUUAUAUACCAUCUUAUUAGUUAACCCAGAUGUUCCAGAUUUGGAAAAUGAUAGUUUUAAAACUCAUUUACAAUGGGGUUUAACAAAUGUUAAACUUUCAUUUAAUGAAAAUUUCAUAAGUCCUGAAAAAUUAUUAAAGGAUCAAACAAUAACAGAAUUGAUUGAUUAUUUACCACCUGUUCCAGAGAAAAACAUUCCAAAACAAAGAUUUAUUACAUGGGUUUUCAGACAACCAAAUGAAAUUAGUGAAAAGAUUACUGAAAGAGAUUUCAAUAUUAGAUCAUAUGUUGAAGCAAAUCAAUUACAACCAAUUGGUGCACAUGUUUGGAGAAGUGCUUGGGAUACUAAUGUUCCACAUGUUAGAGAAUUAUACGGUCUACCAAAAGGUACUGUUUACCAUAGAGUUCGUGCACCAAUUCCUCAAAAUUAG
Messenger RNA from Hansenula anomala, 1152 nucleotides. RefSeq names its product mitochondrial 54S ribosomal protein mL38 (gene MRPL35). The transcript has a single exon. The record is from RefSeq and is a predicted model, not a curated record. The coding region runs from base 1 to 1152 and encodes 383 amino acids. Lineage: Eukaryota; Fungi; Ascomycota; Saccharomycetes; Phaffomycetales; Wickerhamomycetaceae.